This is a messenger RNA of Miscanthus lutarioriparius, 351 nucleotides long. The record is from the annotation of a GenBank genome assembly. NCBI's taxonomy places the organism in Eukaryota, Viridiplantae, Streptophyta, Magnoliopsida, Poales, Poaceae.
AUGACAGAAUCAGUUAUUCGCAAUUUCACCCGCCAUAUUCUAAGGCGUCUAGCAUUUUUGCAUGGCCAAAAGAUUAUGCAUAGGGAUAUCAAAGGAGCAAAUCUGCUAGUUGAUGUUCAGGGUGUAGUCAAAUUGGCUGACUUUGGAAUGGCCAAGCAUUUAAGUACUGCAGCCCCUAAUCUUUCACUGAAGGGAACACCAUACUGGAUGGCCCCAGAGAUGGUUCAAGCUACACUAAUGAAAGAUGUAGGCUAUGAUCUCGCUGUUGAUAUAUGGAGUCUCGGCUGCACCAUCAUAGAGAUGUUGGAUGGAAAGCCUCCUUGGAGUGAUCUUGAAGGGGUAAUAACUUGA